Pocillopora damicornis (cauliflower coral) is the source of this 2645-nucleotide messenger RNA. RefSeq names its product monocarboxylate transporter 10. Lineage: Eukaryota; Metazoa; Cnidaria; Anthozoa; Scleractinia; Pocilloporidae. Gene Ontology annotation, biological process: transmembrane transport. Gene Ontology annotation, molecular function: transmembrane transporter activity. The record is from RefSeq and is a predicted model, not a curated record.
UUGAGAGCGACACGAUCGAUCAACGAGACCGUAGUUCAUCUCGAUCAAGACCCUGCAGCAAGGUGCUCUAUAAUCGAAUAUGUUGCCAUCCUUUGUGAGAAGGGGAAAAGUGGAGUAAAAUAAUGUUACUGGAAUGGUUUAAGAUGCCGGGACAGCAGAAAAGAGUAGAGUCUUUCGAAGCUGAGAGAAUCAACUUGCCAAGUACUGUGGAAUACUGAUAUGAUAACGACUGCUGCUCCCCUUUGGCCGGCCGGGCAUGAAGAAACAAGAACUCAUUGCUGUGUUACCUGCUCUCUAGCUGCGGGAAGACGAGUUCACAAGCACGACAGUGGCUGGGCGUGGCUGGUGGGUGUGUGUGGCUGUCUUUGUAACGUGUUUACUCUGGGUUGUUCGUAUAGUUUUGGUGUCAUAUACCCGUCACUUUUGGACGAGUUCAAGCGAGGCAAAGCUCAAACAGCGUGGAUUGGCUCCCUUUGCAUGUCCUUUACCUUCUUCUUCGGCCCACUGGCGGGAAAACUCUGCGAUCGUUUUGGCCCCAGAGCUGUCACAAUCAUUGGUGCCUUGGUGUCUGUGAUCGGACUUGUUGCGACUUCCCAGGCUCGGAAUAUAUUCGUGAUAUACUUGACAUACAGCACCAUAUUUGCUUUUGGAGGUUGUUGUAUCUACACCAGCGUAUUUGUCAUUGUGCCCAAGUAUUUUUUGAAAUACCGUUCAUUAGCAACUGGAAUGAUUGCGGCGGGGCCUGGAGCCGGCACAUUCGUAAUGAGCCCUAUUUUAGCACGCUCUAUAGAGGAGCUUGGAUGGCGUGGGACAUUUUUCGUAAUGGCUGGUAUCAUCGCAUCUGUUUGUCUCCUUGGUUGUGCAUUUGAUCCCAACGCUCCGACGAAUCCUGCCGAACGAGACGUACAUCGUGAGUUUGAGCAAGGCGACAAGAAAAAAAAACAUUUGUCACGUAAUCCUUCAUAUUUGCUAUUGGUUUUCGUUACAACUAUUGUGAUAUUAGGAAAUUCAGUUCCUCAAGUCCAUAUGGCUCGCUUCUGUGAAGAGAAAGGCAUUAGUCUACAAGUUGCCUCGACGCUCUACCUAGUGCUUGGACUGUGCUCAGUUUUCGCCAGAAUUUUAGUCGGUCGCAUAUGUGAUUAUAAAUUCGUUGAUCAGCGAUUUGUCUACCAAGGAUGCCUGUUUGUUCUUGGUUUUUCAACUCUACUCUGUCCAUUGGCAAAUAGCUUCCCGACUGUGCUCGUUUAUUUCAUAGCAUUUGGUUUGUUUGACGGUGGGCAAUCGACUGUGGCAAAUGUGUUGGUGUUAACCUCUGUACAAGAACGACAGAAGGCUCGUGCUUUUGGAUUGUGGCUGUUUUGUCUGUCAAUCAUAAUGGCUUGUGGACCGCCCCUUGCAGGUUACAUUGCGGACUCCACGGGUUCAUACGCGCCUGCAUUCUAUUUGGCAGGCGGUAGCAUCAUAACUGGUGCCAGCGCUUUCUUCGUAAUGUACUUCCUAAAAAGAAACGCGGAGGAGAUGGAAUUGCAAACCGAGCUUGUUGUAAUAGAAAAAGUUACAGUUGUGUGACAUGUAAGGUUUUUACAAAAAAAAUAGUUGCUGCACUGACUGAGGGCUAAUUUCUUGCCAAAUGGCAGUGAACUUAUCAACCCUCUUUCCGUUGAGUUAUAGUUCAUUAUGGUUACACUAUAGUACGUUCACUAUAUCACACAACGCUCUUCCUUAGGGAAGAGCGUUGUGUGAUAUCCCAAACAACGGCUGGUAAUGAGACUAUGGCCAGCCCAAAGUUUUAAAAGUAGACUUGUGAUAAACAGUGAUAAAGAAGGCUACAUAUCCAUUCCCUUUCUGACGGAAAGGAGCGCGCGCUCUCAUCCCGAUCAGCUGGUGGUAAUCGAGCCCAGAGGUGAAGAUCAGUGAGACCUUACCUCGUCUUUGUCAAGACGCUGGAGCAGAGUGCGCAGAAAUCGAUUAUGUUACCAUCUUUUUAUAAGGAGGGAAAAGUAGUGUAAACUAUCGUUAUUGAAAUGAUCUAAGAUGCUGGGACAGCAGAAAAGACGAGGGCCUUUCGAAGCUGAGAUAAUCCACUUGGUAAGUUAGUCAUCCGCCAUACAAUUUUACUCUCACUUCUCUUUAGAGUGAGGGAUGAUUCUUUUAAAGAGAAAGGUUUUUUUCGGUACAGUUUGAAAUUACAACUGGCUUCUCUGUAAUGGGAAAGAGUGCAUGGUAUAAGCGAUGUGAUGAACCUGUCGAUUAUUGGCUGCCAGUGAAGCGAAAAUUAACUUCUGCUUACUCUAUACCUUCAGGGAAUGAUUUAACUGAUUUUGAGGAAAGUGGCGCCAUGUUUUCUUGUGAUAAGAAUUCGGUCUAUAUGAGGAUGGAGUUCGUAACCCACCUGGGCAUAGUUUUUUAUCGCCGGGUUUUUUUUGCCUUUAAAGAUGCCGAAAAUUGCGAUGUUUCAUCAUGUUCUGCACUAAAUGCAAAUUAGGGUCGAAUACUGACAUGGCUAACUUUUCUUGCUCCGAAACAAAAACAUCCAAUUGAAAAGAAAAGUGAUUUAGCUCCACAUCUGGAGGUUAGACACGUUCUUGAGUGGACUAAUUGCUUCAAAAUUUAACACGUUUUAAUUACAGACAUCUGUUACUGUU